AUGAGACGUUCACGCCUUAGGACUCCCCGGUCGACAUCGCCACUCCACUCAUGUAAAUCUAUUCUUCAUUAUUUCCGACAGUAUUUAGCUGGUCUUGUUGGUCUAUCUAUCUAUCUAUCUAUCUAUCUAUCUAUCUAUCUAUCUAUCUAUCUAUCUAUCUAUCUAUCUAUCUAUCUGUUAAAGGAAGCAGAUGCGGGUGAAAAGUCGAUGGAUGAGAAACGUCGACGCUCAACCAAACAAAGAGUGGUUAUUAAUGAAGAUCAAGUAGACCAAUCCGAAGAGAGAGUAUCCGAAGAAAUUAAAUGCGAAUGCGAAGAAAACGAACCUCAGGUGAUAGAGGAAAAACUCGUAGAAGAUGAUAGUCAGAUCAAAUUAAUUAACAACUUUAAACUUGACUCGGAUGACGAAAUAGAAGUUACUAACACUACCCCAAUGAGCAUGAUCGAGGUUCAACGAAAGCUGUAUUUACAAGAAUGUAAAAAACUUAAUGUGAUUCCAAUCCGAGCUCUGGCCGAAUUAACUGAAAAUACGCGGGAAUUAAAUUUCAGUCAUUUCAAUCUUGGUCCGAAAGGAGCGAUGGCCUUGACGUUUCCACUUCACCUUAGUUCAAUUUUUAUCACACUUGAUAUGGAAGAUAAUGACAUCGGACCUGAAGGCUGCCAGUGCAUUGCAGAGAUGUUAUUAGAAAAUAAUUCGAUUGAGGAAGUGAACCUGGCUUACAAUAAUAUUGGUUCCCAUGGUCUGGCUUGCAUCAGUCGCGUCUUUAAGAAUAACAUAUCUAUUUCAAAACUAAAUCUCUCAGGGAAUGGACUUGGUGAUGCAAAUACAAAUUGUCUAGCGUAUCUAUUUCAACACCCUUUUCUCAAGGAACUUCAUUUAUCGCGGAACGAUUUUGAAGACAACACCGCAAAAAUUAUCGGUGAUCAAUUGGGAAACAAUGAGACGCUGGAGAUAUUGGACAUAAGUUGGAAUCAUUUUCGUCAUCGCGGUGCUGAAGGAAUUGCAAAAGGAUUAAAAGACAACACUCGAUUGAAAACGUUGGAUAUAAGUUACAAUGGAUUCGGCUGUGAAGGCACCAUUGCUAUAUCAAACGCAUUAUCUUGCAAUCAAUCACUGCAAGAACUGGAUAUUUCGCACAACCGUGUCACAGAUGAAGCCAUCAAUCCAUUAUGCAAAGUUCUGAAUAAUAACCAUACUCUGUUGCACCUAAAAAUUGGUGGCAAUCCUCUCUCCACAAUGGCGGCCAUUACUCUCGUUACUACAAUCAAUAAAUCAAAUACUUGCGCAUUAGUUUCUUUGGAUCUGCAGGAUGUUUUCAUCGAUCAGACUUUUCUGGAUCUUGUCAAAGAAGUACAAAAAACAAAAUCGCUUUUUGUAACCCAUGGAAGCAUUUGGGAACUGGGCCUGAUAAGAUCAAAACUAAUCGAAGCUAGCCAGAAGACGAGAAUGGUGCUGGCUAAACCUGAUGAUCUUGAUACCGAUAAAUCACAAGAGAAAGAAACUUUAUCCGAGAUAACAGAAGAAGAUGAAGACUCACAGGAGAAUGAAAUCUCAGAGUCAGUAGAAGAGACUGAACGCCCCCAGGAGAAUCAAGUUAUAGUGAUCGUAGAGGAGGUUGAAAGCACGAGUCAGCUCCAAAUGGAUGCAGCUGGGGAGCUGGAUGUAACCUGA
Molecule: messenger RNA, 1671 nt
Organism: Acanthosepion pharaonis
Lineage: Eukaryota; Metazoa; Mollusca; Cephalopoda; Sepiida; Sepiidae
Source: the annotation of a GenBank genome assembly